AUGACAGAAUCCAAGCUCACUCCAACUGAGUUAUCUCCAACGGGCCCGCCGACGACGGUGACAGCUAGCGCAGGAAAUACCCCGAUCAAUAAUGAAACCUCAUUUGAUCGCUGGAAUCGAAAGUUGCGGAUGACCACCGGGCUCGGGCUGAAGUCGAGCGAGGAAAAACAAGAGUGGCUCCUGAGUCGUUGCCGAGGUUGGAAAGACGAUUUGGUAGAGACGAGCCCAGUGAUCCGAUACCUAUUGCAGCACAUAUCGACCUUGCCUGUGCCGGAUUCGCAACCAUCAUCCAGUGAAGCUUCUCGACCGACUCGCUCGAUACCCAUUCCAAUUAACUGUGGGAUUUGUAGUCCGAUGCGCUCCGCCGGUUUAUUUUCUCCAAACGAACCAGACCCUUCAUCUCCAACUGGAGGCCAAGUCAAAUUAUGCGCAGAUUCGCUGGCCUCAAAAGCACACCUGGAGGAUGUGCUAUCUCACGAAUUAAUCCAUGCAUACGACCAUAGACGAUUCGACAUUGAUUGGACGAAUUUGCGACAUAUUGCUUGUACUGAAAUUCGUGCCAACGCCCUAUCCGGGGACUGCAAAUGGACUCGCGAGGUCGAUCGUCACAACUUCAACUUUGCAAGACAGCGUCAGAUCUGUGCCCGGCGGCGGGCAAUUCUCUCAGUUGCCCAACAUAUCUCAGCGGGUUCCCAGCCAUCAGGUUCGGGGGAUCAGGCUACUUCUUCCAAGACGCUAGCGUCUGAACAGGCAGAGAAAGUGGUGGACCAAGUUUGGAGUAGCUGUUGGAGCGACACUCGCCCAUUUGAUGAAAUAUACUAG
Messenger RNA from Puccinia graminis f. sp. tritici CRL 75-36-700-3, 822 nucleotides. RefSeq lists its product as uncharacterized. NCBI's taxonomy places the organism in Eukaryota, Fungi, Basidiomycota, Pucciniomycetes, Pucciniales, Pucciniaceae. The transcript has 3 exons. Gene Ontology annotation, biological process: mitochondrial proton-transporting ATP synthase complex assembly; mitochondrial protein processing. Gene Ontology annotation, cellular component: extrinsic component of mitochondrial inner membrane. Bases 1 to 822 code for a protein of 273 amino acids. Gene Ontology annotation, molecular function: metalloendopeptidase activity. The record is from RefSeq and is a predicted model, not a curated record.